AGCCCAAGGGUCGGCUCCCUGCUUAGGAAGCAGUCCUUAUGUCAAUAGUGAAUAUAUUACAAGUUUGGAUAUCAUAUUUUUAUAUUAUCUUCUAUUUCUUUAAAAUCUGUUUCUCUACUUCGCGACUCCUCAAUUCUACAGGUUCGAUUCUAUCGACUCGCAGUUGAGGCGCGCAUCAUUCCGCUCUGUGAUGGCGACAUUCGCGCGCCCGACAUUUUCGGCCAAGGCAUACGCGGCAUUCCGACCCACUUAUCCGGCGUCACUGUUUCGCACCGUUCUAGAUUACCACCAGCUUCGGCUCGCGGGAAAUGGAACGACGCUCGUAGACAUAGGGUGUGGCCAUGGCCUUAUUGCAAGGGCGUUGAGCCCGCAUUUUCAGCACUUAGUUGCCCUUGACCCGUCGGCUGGCAUGGUCAAGCAGGCGCGUCAAAUGACAGAAGACCCUAAAAUCAGCUUCCAUCAAGGUCGGGCCGAGGAUCUGUCGCCGUUUGUUAGGCCCACGUCAGUCGACCUGGCGGUGGCGGGCCAGGCAGCCCACUGGUUUGACUACAGUGCGGUAUGGAGUGAGCUAGCGCGGGCGAUGAAGCCCGGGGGUACAGUUGUAUUCUGGGGCUAUGUGGAUGGUGUUCUCCUAGGAGCCGAGAACGCUACGGCGGUGAUGGAGAAGUUCGUCUACGGAUUCGGCGAUGUGGCACCGGGUAUAGAAGGGAUGGCACCGUACUGGGAGCAACCGGGGCGGAACAUACUGCGGGGCCUACUGGGUUCGGUGGAUGUGCCUGGGGACAAUUGGAAGGAUGUUACACGGAUCACUCACAAACCUGGCGAUCCGGAUGGGGAUUCUGUGGCUUGGCUUAAGAAGAAGAUGACGCUGGGAGAGGUUGAGGCGUACACGCGCACAUUUAGUUGUUAUAGUGGUUGGAAAGACGCACAUCCUGAGAUGAAGAGUAGGGCUGAGGGAGGAGAUGGUGAUGUGGUUGAUGUCAUGUGGGAUCAUAUGAUCGACUCUACACCUGAAUGGAAAGCAAUGGGGGGGCAGUGGAGGGAAGCUGAGGUUAUCAAUGAUUGGGGUACGUAUAUUAUCAUGGCGAGGAAGAAGUAAGAAUAUAUAUGUGGUGCAAUAGAGUCCUACUUAUCUAAGUAAUUAUGAUAUAUUUUUAUUAUACGGAAGAAACCCCUUAAAACCCCUGCGGUUCAAUAAUAUCAGCCGGUGUAAUUCACCUACACUAGGAUCAGACAUGACGAUGAAAUAGGUAGUAUAAAAGGUUGCUGCCCAAUUUUUGAAAUAGGUAUAUGUCUUGCCCUUGUCCAAUGUUGU
Messenger RNA from Xylaria bambusicola, 1315 nucleotides. Its product is annotated as S-adenosyl-L-methionine-dependent methyltransferase. Lineage: Eukaryota; Fungi; Ascomycota; Sordariomycetes; Xylariales; Xylariaceae. Bases 191 to 1099 code for a protein of 302 amino acids. The transcript is spliced from 2 exons. Gene Ontology annotation, molecular function: S-adenosylmethionine-dependent methyltransferase activity. The record is from RefSeq and is a predicted model, not a curated record.